AUGGCUGAUAACUCUUCUUUCUUACCAGGCCCAACAUCAGGCGCCGGCAUUGCCCGCGUACUGGCAGACCCAGAGCAGGGAAACCUUGCCGUGGCCCUUUUGGCGCGCAACAAGGAGAAUCUAGAAUCACUAUGCAAUUCCCUGCGCCAGACGUCCCACGGCGGCGUGCUAUAUCCGUUUCCCUGUGAUACGCGCCCGGCCAACCUUCGCCGCGUCUUUGGCGAAAUCACGGCCCACGACGCCUUUCAAGGUCUCCCGCUCGAACUGGCCAUUUUCCACGUCAAGCACGCCCUCAAGGCGCCGUAUCUCGAGACGGAUCCCGCCGACUUUGAAAAGAGCGUCGCCGAGUACGCCACGGGGGCGUUUGCCUUUGGGCAAGAGGCCCUGCGGCAGUUCUACGCCCAGGCCGAGGGGGGCCAGACGGUCCUGAGCCCGAGCCACCCGGCCAAGAAGGGCACCGUCAUCUUCACGGGGACGCUGGGCGCGCUGCGCACCAACGAGGGGUUCGGCGCCUACGGCGCCGGCCGCAGCGCCGUCCGCGCCGUCGCCCAGGCCCUCGGCAAGGAGCACUCGCGCCACGGCGUCCACGUCGUGCACACCAUUGCCAAUGGGCCCAUCAAGGACGUCGUCGCGGCCGAUGGGCAGCAGCAGCAGGAUGACGGCAUCCGUGCCGGCAAGACCAUGAGCGCCGAGAGCGUCGGCCGGACGUACCUCUGGCUCAGCCGCAUGCCGCCCGACUUGUGGGUGGACGAGCUGGAUAUGAGACCUGCUCAAGAAAAGUGGUAA
This is a messenger RNA of Pestalotiopsis fici W106-1, 786 nucleotides long. RefSeq lists its product as uncharacterized. NCBI's taxonomy places the organism in Eukaryota, Fungi, Ascomycota, Sordariomycetes, Amphisphaeriales, Sporocadaceae. The coding region runs from base 1 to 786 and encodes 261 amino acids. The record is from RefSeq and is a predicted model, not a curated record. The transcript has a single exon.